Molecule: messenger RNA, 1925 nt
Organism: Glycine soja
Lineage: Eukaryota; Viridiplantae; Streptophyta; Magnoliopsida; Fabales; Fabaceae
Product: protein Mo25-like
Exons: 5
Coding region: 447-734 (95 amino acids)
Biological process (GO): intracellular signal transduction
Molecular function (GO): protein serine/threonine kinase activator activity
Source: RefSeq, a predicted model, not a curated record
AUGGUACCGCCUUCCUCAACCUGCCACAUUUCCCACUACAGCUUGGGUUCUAUUAGUUUUUGUGAUUUUCUUUAUUCAUUUCACUUUUUAGUUGAGCGUUUUCUCGAAUAGUUUCUGUUAAGCUUUAGAUUUUUAUUGUUUUGACAUUCUUAUUCACGACGAGGCAAACACAAGAUGUACCAGUUCUUAAGGAUUGUUCGAAUCGCAUUCCUUGCGGGCAGUUUUGGAUGCUUAUUGGACCUAAUGGGCGUGGAAAAUCUACUUGAAGUGGAGUAGGGAUAAAUUCUGCAAUGGAUGAUAUGAAUUUGAUUCAGCAAACCCAGAUACAUCACUUGGUUGUGAGGGAGAUUGGCGAGGAGAUUGAUUUAGACAUCCCUAUGGAUAUUCUUUGCAAGAUCUUCUUACUAAGCAUGUAAAAGUGGUCUCUGAAUUUUUGACAGCUCAGUAUGAUGAGGACUUUAUGUUCCCGGUUCUUUGAUGUAUAUGAGAAACUCUUGACAUCUCCUAAUUAUGUCACAAGGAGGCAGUCUUUGAAGCUUAUCUCGGAAUUUCUUUUGGAAUCUCCUAAUUCCCAGAUAAUGAAGCGGCAUCUUAAAAGUUCGUUACUUGAAAGUCAUGAUGACAUUGUUGAGGGUGCCACAAGUUACAUAGGUUGCAUAGGAAAGGACAAAUUUGUAGAGGAGAUGAAGAAGAAAUGUACACUUGAUGGUGUAAAGGAAAGUUUAAUCUUGUGAUUUGUCUCCUCCUUUCUUUGUGAUAAGCUACUUUGUGUCUGACCUAAGAAUACCAUUUCUGAAAUUGAAUUUAUUCAUUCGAAAAUCAAGUUAACUAUUAUGAAAUCGACAAUACACCUACAGGAACUUGUGAUGUUUGUGUGAUUGGUGGUGAAAGAUCAAAUGAUCAAACUUUCCUUGACUGUUUUAUUCUACUUAUUAUAUGGCUCAAUAAUAAUGAUAUUUUAUGCUGUUUUUUAAUAGUAUACUUCUUCGGCUUAACAUAAUACUUGAUUGCAAGGCAAUUUGGAGGAGUUGUGUGGCUUAAUAAAAGGUUAUCAGUUGGGUGGCUUAAUAGCUUAAAGGUUUAUAAGAAGAGUGAUAUUUUUUUCUAUCAAUUUGUUCUUGUCAGUCCUGAUAUCUAGACAGCCUUAUAUAUAUAAAAAAAGGGAAUAAUGUCUUUCAUAAACUAUUUUAAACUAACAUGCAUCAACCAUUCAUUGCCUUGUGUGAAACUUCUGUUUCCGACCAUGUUUAGAACUGACUUGAUCAUUUAUUUGUAUUUGCAGUCUGUGUAUUUUCUAAUUUUGCCCCAUUUACAAGUUUUUGACCAUGUUUACAAAACAACUGCGUCUGCUUGCAAAAAAGAUUAAAUGUUCUAGCUGUGUUGGCUUCAAUUCAUUUUCAAACUUUAAAUUUCCAAGUUUCAGUAAAUGCUUUAUCAAUUUGGUUCAUUUAUUUUUUCUACUGUGAAUUUUGCUCUUUGAAAAUCUACAAAUGAUGUAUUACUAUUGAACAGAUCAGCCGAAAUGGGAGAAGAACUUGCUGGUCAGCUGCUUAAGAUUCAGCAGCAAUACCCAAACUACGUGAAGGAGGUACAAGGAAGAGGAUUGUUCAUCGGAGUGGAGUUUAACAGCAAAAAUUUAUUCCCUGUAUCAGGCUAUGAGCUAUGCAAAAAAUUGAAGUAUAAAGGAGUCCUUGCCAAGCCAACACAUGAUACAUUUAUCUGCUUUACUCCCCCUUUGCAUAAUGAAAACAAGAAGCAAUGUCUUUAUAUCAAGUUAUCAUUGUAUUAUGUUAAAGUUUUGCCUCUUGAAAAUUAUUAGUUCAUAUUAGAAUAAUUAUUGGAAAUGAAAACUGGAUUGCUGUGUAGUCCAGAUUUUACUGAAGCCAAACUAUGAUCUAUAAAUAACCGAAAGCAUACACGGCAAA